Molecule: messenger RNA, 267 nt
Organism: Penicillium atrosanguineum
Lineage: Eukaryota; Fungi; Ascomycota; Eurotiomycetes; Eurotiales; Aspergillaceae
Exons: 1
Coding region: 1-267 (88 amino acids)
Source: RefSeq, a predicted model, not a curated record
AUGGUUCGCAGACUGUCCAGAUCGUUUGCUUUGGCCAUUCUGGCCAAUUUUGCAGGGAUUUUCGCGUCCGGCGUUAAUAUUGAGGCCUUGUUUGAGCCUUAUUUGUCCCCAGGCAGCUUGAUUGCCGAGCCCACUGACGCCAACUUCUCUUCUGUUGUUUCGCCGCGAUGGUCUGAAUGGGAUCCUCCUAAAUGGACUGGUGCCAUCAAGCCCAAAACAGUACAUGAUCUUCAGAAUAUUGUAGGUUCAAGACUUGAAUGGGAUUAG